UUUUUUUGCUAAGAGGUUAAAUAUCAGCACGCCGUCGCGGGCUGCAUUUCUUCCCUUCUGCUGCCGCUUCGUUACUCCCAGCCGUAAAUCAUGGGUAUCUCACGGGAUUCCAUGCACAAGAGACGUGCAACUGGAGGAAAGAAGAAGGCGUGGAGGAAGAAGCGAAAGUAUGAGCUCGGAAGACAACCGGCCAACACAAAGUUGUCGAGCAACAAGACUGUGCGAAGAGUGAGAGUUCGAGGAGGCAAUGUGAAAUGGCGUGCCUUGAGGUUGGAUACAGGAAACUAUUCUUGGGGUAGUGAGGCUGUAACCAGAAAGACCCGUAUUCUGGAUGUCGUUUACAAUGCAUCAAACAAUGAACUGGUCAGAACACAGACAUUGGUCAAGGGAGCCAUUGUUCAAGUUGAUGCUGCACCAUUCAAGCAGUGGUACCUACAGCACUAUGGAGUCGAAAUUGGCCGCAAGAAGAAGGCUGCUGCCAAGAAGGAAGGAGAGGAAACCACUGAGGCUGUUGCUACUGAAGAGGUAAAGAAAAGCAACCAUGUUCAGAGAAAACUAGAGAAACGUCAGCAGGACCGAAAGAUCGACGCGCAUAUUGAAGAACAAUUUGGUGGUGGUCGUCUUUUGGCAGCAAUUGCCUCUCGCCCUGGCCAGUGUGGCCGAUGCGAUGGGUAUAUUUUGGAGGGCAAAGAAUUGGAGUUCUACAUGAAGAAACUCCAGAAGAAGAAAGGAAAGGGUACUUUAGGAAGCAGAAGAAGAAGACGGUUGCUGCUCUGCAUAUUUCUUCACGUCGGAACCCUAAUCCGGCGGAGCUGUCAGUCAAUCAUGGGUAUCUCACGGGAUUCGAUGCACAAGAGGCGUGCAACUGGAGGAAAGAAGAAGGCGUGGAGGAAGAAGCGAAAGUAUGAGCUCGGAAGGCAACCGGCCAACACAAAGUUGUCGAGCAACAAGACUGUGAGAAGGGUGAGAGUUCGGGGAGGCAAUGUGAAGUGGCGUGCCUUGAGGUUGGAUACUGGAAACUAUUCUUGGGGUAGUGAAGCUGUAACCAGAAAGACCCGUAUUCUCGAUGUGGUUUACAAUGCAUCAAACAAUGAGCUGGUCAGAACACAAACUCUGGUCAAGGGUGCCAUUGUCCAAGUUGAUGCUGCACCAUUCAAGCAGUGGUACCUACAGCACUAUGGAGUUGAAAUCGGCCGCAAGAAGAAGGCUGCUGCCAAGAAGGAAGGAGAGGAAAUCACUGAGGCAGCUGCUGCUGAAGAGGUAAAGAAAAGCAACCAUGUUCAGAGAAAACUAGAGAAACGUCAGCAGGACCGAAAGAUCGACGCACAUAUUGAAGAACAAUUUGGUGGUGGUCGUCUGUUGGCAGCAAUUGCCUCUCGUCCUGGCCAGUGCGGCCGAUGUGACGGGUAUAUUUUGGAGGGCAAAGAAUUGGAAUUUUACAUGAAGAAACUUCAGAAGAAGAAAGGAAAGGGUGCAAGUAGUUAAAUUUGAAGUGUCUUUGUCAUUUCUUUUCCUUUAUGUGAGGGAAACCGUAUUAAUUGGCUGAGGUUGUUAAUUGUUAUAUAUUGUUGCUUUCUUGGUAUUCAUGUUUUAGAUCCUUUUUUUGGCUUGAUUGUUACUAUGUUUUUUGGUGCUGAGUUAUGAAUAUUGUUGAUUCUAUUUCUUUAAAUUAACUUGUAACCUGUCGAUAUUCUUUUUUGGUUA
Messenger RNA from Salvia splendens (bonfire salvia), 1704 nucleotides. RefSeq lists its product as uncharacterized. The coding region runs from base 91 to 1485 and encodes 464 amino acids. The transcript is spliced from 10 exons. The record is from RefSeq and is a predicted model, not a curated record. Gene Ontology annotation, biological process: translation. NCBI's taxonomy places the organism in Eukaryota, Viridiplantae, Streptophyta, Magnoliopsida, Lamiales, Lamiaceae. Gene Ontology annotation, molecular function: structural constituent of ribosome. Gene Ontology annotation, cellular component: ribosome.